AGAUUAUAGCAGUUACUCCAUAGUUGAAGCACAAGGUGGUGCUAUUGCACAAGAUAACAUUUUUCAGGGAAUAAUUGCUCUUCUGGAAAUCUGUAGCCAUUAGAGGAAGAGAUCUCAGAGAGAAAGGCACAGAUCCACAUUGCAAGCAAAUCUAUAGAAAUUUCAGAAGGAAAAAAGCCUCAGUAUCCAUUUCUAAAACAAGUGCAGAAAAAAGAAAGAUUUACCUUGGAAACAUAAAGCAGACAAAUACUUCUGGCAGCUACCUUACAAAGAACUUGACAGUGAAUCAGAUGUACUUGGAAGCAAGCUGAGACAAUGGAAAUACAUCACAACAACAGACAAGGUUGGUCUUUUUUCUUAUUUCUCUGCAUGUAUGGGGCAAUAUGUGAGUCCUUCCACUAUUCAGUGCCUGAGGAAAAGAAAAGUGGGUUUCUGGUGAUGAAUGUGCUGAAGGAUUUGAAAGUGGAUGUAAAGGAGCUGUCUGCUCGUGGGGCCCGCCUGGUCUCUAAGAGUACCAAACAGUAUUUCCAGCUGAAUCCUCACUCUGGGAAUGUUUUAUUAAAGGACAAAAUAGAUCGAGAGACUCUGUGUGGUCAGAAGGACCCUUGCAUCUUACACUCAGAGAUUGUGCUGGAAAACCCAUUGCAAGUGCACAGAAUUGAAGUUGAAAUAGAGGAUGUGAAUGACAAUUCUCCACAGUUCUCUAAGAAAGAAUACCUUUUUGAAAUUCCUGAGCAGGUACCAACAAAUACCAGAUUCCCUUUGGAGACGGCUCAGGAUUCAGACAUUGGAGAAAACGGUGUUCAGAAUUACACACUUAGUCCUAAUGAAAAUUUUAGGUUGGAUGUACAAAGUCACAGUGAUGGUAGCAAAUAUGCAGAGUUAGUAUUACAGAAACCAUUAGAUCGUGAAGAAGUCACACAACUUUUCCUGAUCUUGUCAGCUGUUGAUGGAGGGACCCCAAAGAGAACAGGCACAGCAAAUAUUGUCAUUCAUAUUCUGGAUACUAAUGAUAAUUUCCCACAGUUUCUUGAUUCUGUAUACAAAAUAAAAAUGAAAGAAAAUGCUCUCAGAGGGACACUUGUGACAAAAGUGGAAGCGACUGACAGGGAUUUUGGUUCAUUUGGGGAUAUCACUUAUUCCUUCAGUCAGGUACCAGAAAAUGUACUCAGAGCAUUCAGUCUAAACAAAGAAACCGGGGUACUUACCGUUUCAGGAACCAUUGAUUAUGAAGAGGAGAGGAAUUAUGAGAUACACAUCAAAGCCACAGAUGGAGGGGGGCUCUCUACCUACUGCAAAGUCAUAGUAGAGGUUGAGGACAUGAAUGACAAUGCCCCAGAGGUAAUGCUCACUUCCCUCACCAGCCCCUUAUCUGAAGAUUCUCCCAGAGAUACUGUUGUGGCUGUCUUCAGCAUCAUAGAUCAAGACUCUGGGGACAAUGGCAGAACUGCCUGCACCGCUGGGACAAACCUGCCCUUCAUAUUAAAAGCCUCUGAGAAUGACUAUUAUCAGUUGGUAACCCAGCAGCCCCUGGACCGAGAAAGAGCUUCAGAGUACAACAUCACCAUUACUGCUGCAGACUGGGGCUCACCCAGGCUUACUUCAACGAGAAUAAUUAAUGUCCGAAUCUCAGAUGUCAAUGAUAAUGCUCCAGUAUUUGCAAAGUCAUUGUAUGAUAUGCAGUUACGUGAAAAUAACAUUCCAGGUCUCCUCAUAGGUCUGGUACAAGCAAAGGACGAGGACACAGCACAGAAUGCCAAGGUUACCUAUUCUCUUUUGCCUGGGAAAGUCAGCGAUCAACCUGUGUCUUCGUACUUCUCCAUCAACUCUGAAACUGGGAAUCUGUAUGCCAUCCGAUCAGUAGACUAUGAGCAGGUGAAAGAUUUCCAUGUGACUGUGAGGGCUGUGGACAGCGGUUCUCCUCCCCUGAAUUCCCAAAUUACGGUCCGAGUUGUUGUCAUGGAUGAAAAUGAUAAUGCCCCAUUCAUCUUGUACCCUCUUCAGAAUGGCUCUUCCCCAUCCAGUGACCUGGUUCCCAGGGGUGCGGAGGCUGGCUACCUGGUCACCAAGGUGGUGGCAGUGGACAGAGAUUCCGGUCAGAACUCUUGGCUUUCCUAUGAGCUCCUGAAGGCCACAGAACCAGGUCUGUUCAGUGUGGGGGCCCAGAAUGGAGAAGUGAAAACCAUGAGGCCAAUUCACAAACGAGACACCUUCAAACAGAAACUAAUCAUUGGAGUCAGAGAUAAUGGAAGCCCUCCCCAGUCUACCUCUGCAACACUAAAUAUUCUGUUAGUGGAUGGCUUUUCUGACCCUUAUAUGAAAAUGGUGGACAUCCCAAAGGAUGACGUGGUGGAGGAGGAAGACCAUACCCUGACUAUGUAUCUGGUCUUAUGCUUGGCUGUCAUCUCCUUCAUUUUCCUGCUUUCUGUGGUGGUGUUUGUUGCCAUCAAGAUUCAUAAAAGGAGGAAGUUCAUAGAGAGCUCUGCCCUGAAUUUCCCAGUGGGACCAGAUUUCCCAGAGAACUGUGGAGAUGCUGAUGCUGGAUCUAUUUCCCGGGCUUAUAACUAUGAGGUGUGCUUAGCUGGUGGGUCUCUGAACAGCGAGUUCAGGUUUCUGCGGCCUCUCUUCCCUGUGUUUUCUAUGGAACCUGCUCAGUCCCAGGGGCUUCAAAGGAUUUCUUCUGGUUCCCAAGAAGUUCCCAGUCAUGGAGCAGAAGGUCAAGUCAUGAACCAGGCCAGAGGUGCUGUCUCUGAAGACGCAGCUGCCAGAUCUGGAGGCCCGAGCUGCACUGGGAAUCAGCCUAUAACUGCAAAUGCGAACAUUGGCCAGAAUGACUGGCUUUCCUACCAAUAGAUGAGGAAGACCAACUCUCCCUGUCAUUCUAGCACUGCAGGACAAACAAGAAGCAAGAGGCCCAGUGUCGCACAAGAAGCCUGAAGCCUGCCUCCCCAUGAUGAGAUGUUUACCCAAAAGAGAAAGACACCAGGCAGAAACCCCCAGCAGUUCUCCUGCACACGCCCUGAUAACUCCGCUGCCAUCCGUUCAAGUAGGGCUUUGUCUAGGAGAACUUCCGGGUGGGUCGUAACCCAUAUACUUCCCUGCUGUACAGCUGCUUCAUUAUUUCUGCUUCUUACGAUUUGAAAAUAGACACCUGCUCUGUUGGUCUAGCUGUGAAGGAAGCAUAAGAGAAAGUCUUGCAUGCUUGCUUGUGAUUUUUCCUAAUCUUCGGUUUAUGACUGUAGAAAUUUUUGCUGCUUUUCAAAGUAUUUCCAAUGCUUAUUGCAGUCGUUCAGAAAUUCUACUGCCUGCCCUUCUCCAUUAUACAGAAGACAGGCCCACAACGGUUACUUGUAUCCUGUCCCUUCCUUGAAAGUAUUGAGUAAGUAGGUGCGCACUGAGCAGUAAGCAAGAAAGAGCUUCAGCACCAGCUGCAGGGGCACUCGUAAGCAACAGUGAAAGGGAACGGAGCUGCCAAUGAGAGGAGUGAGGCUCUCCCUCGGCUCCCAUUCAUUUCAGUUGGGAGAAUCUUCCUGUGAAUGGUGCUCGUAGCUACUUAGUCGUACUCAGAUUGUAUGCAUACUUUCUUUUUUAAAUGGCUUGAUUCUGUCCUUUUUCCCCCUUUAGCCAUGUGCUAGAAACUUCUGUUUUGUAGUGUCCACACACACACACACUCACACACACUUUCACUGAAAUUUAAUUCCAGAAGCCAUAUCAGUCUGUUGUAGCAAAACCCCCACACAUUUGUAUUCUGGCAGAAACUUUCAUGGACUAGAGUCCCCUUCAUCAGAGGAAUACUAGUUCCUUAGUUGCCAGACAGAUAUUCCAUAUGGAUGGUUAUUUAGGGGGAGGGGGGGUCUUAAUAGCAGGGCCAAAAGGCCCCAGAAUGCAAGAGGUACAGGUGGUAGCAUUAGUACAUGGGAUUCCAAUGUUACCAUGAAUGAUAUGAUCAUUCACAAUAGCAGUGAUCCCAUUUUGCUCAAGUGAUUGAUCUGCCCCCCGUACUAAUGGCUCCGGGCUCAAAUCUCAGGAAAUGUAACUGUUCUUAUGUACCUCAUGAUGAGGAAAAACUGUGCCAGUGAGUCCCUACUCCUUUGCAAUGACUGAGGAAGAAUAAACUAUGCUGCUUGUCAAAAGGAGACUUUACCUGCCUUUCCUUUUGGGAUUGUCUGUGCAUCCUUUAGAUGCUGGCUCACACAGUUUUGGGAACUAUUCACGUGGUAACUGAAUUGCAUUUGCCACCAGUCCGAUCUCUCCAGCCAAAGGGACAGCUCGGUGGUAAACCCAGGCACAACCCCAUGGUAAAGCACUCACAUCUUAACAAAAGAAUUGUAGAGUAUGUUACAGUGGUGUGCUUACACUGUUGUGGUUAUGUGAUCGUGUGGGUUAGGACUAGGUCUUCUUUUGUAAACAUUUGUAUUUUGACAAUUAUACUAUAUUUAAGCAAUGACGAAAACUCACGACGUUCAAACAUUUUGACCUCUGGAUGAAAGAGAGUAAACAUGCUGUAUUAUGGAAUAGCUGAAAAGUUAGGUAAUCGGGUGUGCAGUCCAUCCCCAAUUGGAACCAACAGGAAAACAGUGCGUUAAAGCUGAUGCCCCCUUUCACUAAGCAAGGAGGCUCACUCCAGACAAGGAGCUUUGCUGUGCUGGAGAAAGAUUCCUCUUGUCAGCAGAAACCCGCUGAUUUCAAAGGACGUCGACUGCACCCGAAGCUCAGUAAAAACAUAGUUCUGUAGAGUUAUGAAAGGCUGGAAAACCCUUUCUUUUGUGUGCUCUCUCUCCUUUCUUUUGAGAUGAAAAUGAAAUGCUGGAAACAUUUACAUAUUAUUUGCCAGAUUUCGAUAUUAUGUUUGUAUGUUCAUAAAAUAAUAAAAUCUCUUCCUUAAAAA
Molecule: messenger RNA, 4888 nt
Organism: Heteronotia binoei (common prickly gecko)
Lineage: Eukaryota; Metazoa; Chordata; Lepidosauria; Squamata; Gekkonidae
Product: protocadherin beta-16-like
Exons: 2
Coding region: 316-2853 (845 amino acids)
Biological process (GO): homophilic cell-cell adhesion
Cellular component (GO): plasma membrane
Molecular function (GO): calcium ion binding
Source: RefSeq, a predicted model, not a curated record